AUGAAUGGAGAGAUCCAGAGGCUAAGACAUACUCCUACUUAUGAACCUAAGUAUGAUUUAAACAGGGAUGACAGGCUUUUCAAAGGGAGUAAUUUUGCCCGGCAACUUGUCAGUCUGAGUUUGGAAUUUUUGAAAAGGGAGCUGGAAUUCCUAGGGGUAACACAAAUUCUGAUUGGUUUCAUGUGUUUUUGUUUUGGAACAAUUGUCUACUGCGUGUUCAAGAUUUCAGAAUUUGAGAAAGAUUUUUUUUCAUCAUUUAAAGCAGGCUAUCCAUUCUGGGGAGCAGUAAUUUUUGCUAUUUCUGGAUUUUUGUCAAUUAUGUCUGAAAAGAAAAAUGCAACAUAUCUGGUGCAAGGAAGCCUGGGAGCGAAUUUGAUCAGUGUCAUAGCUGCAGGAAUAGGAAUCUUUAUCCUGGCCACCAACCUAAAGAACAGCUUGGCUUAUAUCGAUAUUUGCCAGAAAGCUUAUGAAGAUGACUUCUGUAUAGCGGCCUUUUUUUCCACAGAACUUGUGGCAAUGAUCCUGUUUAUUACCAUUCUGGGGUUUGGGGCUGCUGUAUUACUCAUAGUCUACAGAAUUGGAGAACUAGUCAAAGAAAAUCAGAUUCCAGAAGAUCGUCUCUAUGAAGAAUUAAACAUAUAUUCACCAAUUUACAGUGAGUUGGAAGAUAGAGGGGAGACAUCUCCCACUGACUCAUAAGAAGCACAUUCAGAACAUUCUCAUCCAUAGGAAAGGAUACAGAAAGCCAAGAUCUUUGUUUAAGGGGAUACUGGCAAAAUUUCAGAUCUCUCAAUGAUCCGCCAAUUUUACAUUGUGAUUUAUUUUCUCCAUGGUAAUAUUCUGUUUCUGUACAUCUAAGUAUCCCCGUUGUCCAAUUUGUCAAUAUGAUUGAUUCCUGUUUUUCUUGUUUUCUUCACACUCAUCUCUUCUGGGAAAUCAAUAUGCAAUAAGCAUUUACUGUGUGCCUUUAACUGUGCUAAUAGGGAAAACAAGAGGAAGGCUGGUCAAGAAUUGAGUAAAAUUUUAACAGUUUUAUGUAGUUUUCAACCCUUUCUAGAAUUCACAGAAGUGAUGGGCAUGAUACACGUCGCCCACUAGGUUGUAAGCAACAUUCAGCAAACAUAUCCUGAGAACUAAUGAAGUGUUUUAAGUUUUCCACACUUGACUCUUUUACAUUGUGUAUCCCAAUAGUUCACCCAUAGUGGGUGCUGAGUGUAUAUUGAUGGAGUGGAUGGGUGUAGAUGCAGGGAAAAUAUCCCACCAGGCCAGGCCAGAGGUAGAGUAGAUAAGGAGAAAGAAAUGAUUCUGAAGUGAAUUUGGAGGCAAUAAGAAGACCAAAUUGGUACAUAUUAAGCAUAGACUUAGAAAGAUAGUCAGAAAUUUGAAUAGAAAUUCUGUAGUCAUGUCUUAAAUAUUUUGGUGGAUUCAUAUCAGGUUAACAAUGGAUGCUUCCUGCUUAUUUUGAUCUUAUUAUAUGGAGAAACAGUAUAGUAUGUUAGAAAGAUCAUUAAUCUUAUGAAAUGAAGGGAGUCUACAUUGGAAUCCCAGGCUGAUUGCUUACUAGUUGAGUGAGUUGUGGCAAAUAAUUUACUCAAUAUGGGUUUUCUCAUCUACAAAAUUAAGAUUAGGCGUAAUUUACCUGCCAGCACUAAAUGUCUGUUGUGGAAAUACACACAUACACAUAUGUGCUAUAAAUUUAAAAUGUCCUAAUAUAUAUUAUUAUAUAAAUUACCUAAUGUAUAUAUACAUCUAAGAAAUCUCCAAAUCUUACUAAUCUCCAAUGAUAUAAAACUUAAGUCUAUUUUAUCGUAAUUUCAAAAGCCUUACUCUCUGGUCCCACUUCAACUUUCUCUUUAAUAUGGUUUGUGCUUGACCACUGCACAUCAGCACCCUGACUUGAAAUGUUCUGCUCUCUCUUCUGUACUUACUUGAAUCCCUGCUUUCUUUAAUGCCUAUCAUAAAUCCCACCUCAUUUUUUAAGAUUUUCUAGCCAAGAUUGCUCCUCUGUCAAGAUGAUGACUUUUUCAAAUCAAACACACACACACACACACACACACACACACACACACACACCUUACACUAUAUAUAACUUUUCUAAAUGCAAAUAUUUUAUAUUUAUAAUACAUUUUUUUUAAGAUUCAAAGUUUCCUAAGAUCAGUAUAUUGUCUGAAUCAUCAGUGCAUUCAUGGACAAAAUACUCAAUAAUAUUUGCUGAUUGAUGAGUGGGCAGUGGAGAGUUGAAUGAAGUUAGUAUCUGAUGAGAUAAUAGGACAUAUCUAAGGAAGAAUUCAAAAUGAAAGACGAGUAAAUUAAUGAAGAUCUUAGCUAAAAUGAAAUAAGUGGGCAUGGAGAGAAAUGAUCAUAUCUAAAACAUGGAGAGAAAUACUAAUCAGUCUUCUUUUUAAUAAGUUGAAUAAAAGGAUAAAUUUAGACAAGCAAUUGGGAGUAAUGCGUUAAGUGUUUGAUUAUAAGAUCAAAGGCGAACACCUGGGAUUGUUGAAGGAAAUGACUGGGAGUCAGAAAUAUGCAUUAAUGGGAAGGAGUCCAGUUAGGCCUAAAUUAAGCUUCGUUUUAGAUGGUCAUUUUUAGGAGACCAAAAGAAAUGCAACUAGAAAGGGUCUGACAGCAUCCACUACAGAGCGCUGGUAGAGAGGAAAUAUGCUGAUGGAGAUUUCUGUCAUAUGAGAGCUCAUUAUUUGGUGAAGCAGAUUAACACUCUAAGAUAAUUAUUUUGAGAUAAAAGCGAAGCCAAGUUAACCUUCACAUGCCUAUAACCGGGGGAAAGUGGAAGGAAAAAUAUAUGUAGGGUGGAAGAUAGUUCAGAAAAGUGCAUUGUGAAACAGUAGAUAGUGGAUAGCCCAAAGUGGAAAGUGAUUAGACAAAGAA
Molecule: messenger RNA, 2886 nt
Organism: Myotis davidii
Lineage: Eukaryota; Metazoa; Chordata; Mammalia; Chiroptera; Vespertilionidae
Gene: MS4A2
Product: membrane spanning 4-domains A2
Exons: 7
Coding region: 1-699 (232 amino acids)
Biological process (GO): cell surface receptor signaling pathway
Cellular component (GO): external side of plasma membrane; plasma membrane; Fc-epsilon receptor I complex
Source: RefSeq, a predicted model, not a curated record